AUGGACGACCCAGCGACCCGUGUCCCCGGGCAGUUGUUGCCGCAUAUGCACCUGGUGUCGCGACACCGGUUCCCGUUGAUGCAUAUGAUGCCCACCGACACCGUGGUCGAAUACCUCCUCGGCGCACCGAAGAUUGUACGGGAGGCGCAGCCGAUGCAUUGGACCUUCCUGGAUGGACCUCAAGAUGGGACUGUCAUGCUCGCCUGGCAGCCCUUGAAUCAUUUGGGAACGAACUUCGCCAGCGAUGGUUACGUGUGGGCCGAUGUUGAACAGGCGUUUACCUUCGAAGCCCGCGGUUACUUGGUCGAGAUGUGGCUGCACCGCAGUGGCUACCAUCCGCCAAACGAGACAAUGGCGAUCCAUUGUCGCAGACGCUACCGGUUGCUACCUUCGAAGAACCCGAACCCAAACAUGCCCCCGCCCGACCCGUCAUUAUGGAUCGUUCACUACUCACGAGCACCUCCUACCGAGCAUAUUCCGGCCAACAGAAUCCAUGUGCUCCCUCAAGUCCAGAGCAUGCUCGGCCAACGUCGCUUCUUGCAAAGCCAAGGCCAGUUGGCCCGCAAAGACUUUAUGCUGCACGACCGCAAUAACUGGCCGACGAUCAAUUUCCCCCCACAGGUUGCCCCGCAGGGUUUCGCACAAGUUCCACCAGCAUAUCCGAGUGCCAUGGUCGGGCGUCAACCGUUCUAUCCUCAGCCUGGUUCAGGUGUGCCCGCUCCGGCAGGAGGAGCCCCGGCCAAGGCGCCCCGUGGACAUCGCGCUUCGUCGGCUGCAGUGAAUGCCGCCACUGCCGACUUCGCUCUCGAGGACGAGGAUGUUUCCACAGGCGAUAUGAUGGAUCUUCUUACCCCACGGGAAGUGAGUAAGAUGAGAUAUCAACAACACCAUGAAUGGAUGGAAGAGAUCUUUGCUUCACCGUACGCCAUCAGCCAGAUUACCCCCGUCUCUCUUGGGUUGGGUCGCAAAGGGGAGUUGGAGUCGUUGACGGCGGGCUUCUUCGAUGCGCCUUCCGGACCUACUAGUGGAGAAUCUAAAGAUGCGGCCGAUCCGGCCCAGGCUACCAAGAUGGAGCCUGCCAAGGCCGAGGAGUUUGCCGACCGUGUUGCGAAGAAGGUGGCAGAUAUGACUGCCGAGAUUGAGAAGCUGAAGAAGCGGCAUGCGCGCCGGAUGGAGAAGUUUAACCGUACCUCAUUGCUUAAAGAUGCGGAACUCCGACUCCGGGAAGCGGCGGCUGAUCCGAACGCCACAGGGACUGAACUCUGGAGACUGGAAGGCCGCAUUGAGAUCCCCGCUGAAGGCGACGAGACUCAAACACCGCCUGCUUCCGACCCUAAGGCUAAGUACAAGGUGGAUGACGUGGUUAGGGAGCUCGAAACCUCGUGGAACAAGCAGAUUGUGCCCGAGCCUAAGGUUUCUUGUGUCCAAAAAGGCGGCUUGUUAGAAAAGAUUGAACCCGAACAGAAGCUAGAAGCCCCCGCAGAUGACGAUAUCGACAUGGAGCACGCAGAUAGCCUUCUUCUCAACCAGUUUGGUUCUCCACCUCCCUCCGGCCCCGUUCAAGGAGGUGCACCUACCGCUCCAGAAAUAGCCGCCACGGCAAGUGUACCAGGUGUCUCCGGAGUCCCUGGUGUCAAUGCUGCUGCACCGCUGCAGACAACAGCUGCCGUUGCCCAACAGAGUGUGACGAUGCCCGGUAUGGAUGUUGAGAUGGACCUGGGCAAUGCUCCGUCCGCGAAUACCGCCGCAGGUGAAACUGGGGAUUGGGUAAUGGUCAACGAUGAGAAGAAGGACCACGGCGACAAGCCUGCCGUUGGCGAUGCCCCUCUCCAUGGAAUUGAAACGCCAGGCAGUGGAUUACAGGGGCUGACGCCUGGAAACACAGGGGGGGACAAUGGUCUAGACGGGGCCAACUUUGACUUUACUAAUAUGGACAGUGCGGGCGAUGCACUGGCGGCCUAUACGGAGCAGAACGAAGUCCUCGAUCUCCCGGACCUGGAAAACUCGGCGUUCGGGGACGCAUUCCACGCGUCCGAUAAUGAAAACACCCACCAUCAUGAUGCAGAUGACAUGGCUUAG
Aspergillus bombycis is the source of this 2079-nucleotide messenger RNA. RefSeq lists its product as uncharacterized. Bases 1 to 2079 code for a protein of 692 amino acids. Gene Ontology annotation, biological process: chromatin remodeling. NCBI's taxonomy places the organism in Eukaryota, Fungi, Ascomycota, Eurotiomycetes, Eurotiales, Aspergillaceae. The record is from RefSeq and is a predicted model, not a curated record. The transcript has 3 exons.